AAUCCUCCACGGCGCAUGCUCGGCGCCAUAAUGAACCAGGACCUGUGUACAAAGCUCUCGCCGAUCGAGGAAGUGGAGCUUUAUUCCGACAUUUCCUACGUCAACAUCGCCGUGUGGGCCUCCAGGAUAGCAUGGCACAUGUGAUCGCAGUUUCUCCCAGCGCCCGGACGUGAUUUGAAGCCGGAAUGAAGCGUCUGACGCUGAAAAACUUGAAGCGCUCCCUGCACCACCAAAGUAAACAAGGUGGGGAGGGCGAGGGCAUAGAGGAGACGUACAGCGACUCGGAGGCGACGUGUCGCGGGGAGGACUCGGACGAGUCUGCCGAGGUCCCCGGGAGGAGGCUGCGGCGGGCGGGGACGCUCCCCUACCCCUCACGGCGGCGGCGGGAGCGCGAGGGCUUCAUGAGCACCAUCCGGCACCGGCUGAAGAUCGGCAAGGGUGCGCAGGAGAACUGGACAGAGGAGGAGGCAGGGGAUCAUGAGGAGGAGGCGGCGUUACCCACUCGCCGGGCGGCGCGCUCCAAGUCCAUGAGAGUCCGUAAGAAGGAGCCCACAACUGUCGCCCUGCGCCCUGCCAACUCAGAGGAGAACCUGAGUCAGAGGAAAGACUCCCAUUACUGGAUGCGCAAACUAAAAGAGAAGAACAGAAAGGACCUUCCCGCACCUCCACAUGAUGAGGAUGGUGAGGAAGAUCAGAAUGGAGAGAUCACCAUGGACAUCUGUCACAAGAAAGUGGAGAGAAAGGACUCAUCUGACUCCAGAUCUUCUAAAAGUAGUAAAAGUAAGCACUCUCCGUUUACCGUGUCAUCUAUAAACUGUACGCAGGAGAAGCCCACGUCGAGUGAAAAGUCACGGCUCAAGGCGCUGCGGUCCUUUUUGACUCUGCCAAGACGCAGUUUUAAGAAGAAGGGGUCGAAGGAAAAGGGGGAGCCAGAUAGUCCGGACAAGAUUUCAUCCAAUGGCGUGUCCCCUCGCGCCCUUCCCCCUUGUCCGUCACUGACAGAGUCACAUGACAUUUUCAACGGUGCCAGUUCAACGGUCCCCAGACCGCGCAACGGGAACAACGGAUCGUCUUACGAGCCAUAUGACGACGAGGACAAUGAGCGUAAAAUUGCGUCGUACGAGCAAGUCGGGGGCCGCGUGCACGUCAACCACAGCCUGACGGAGGAGCUGCGGAAGUUAGUCAGACACGGCUGGUACUGGGGUCCGAUAUCGCGCGCAGAAGCGGAGGAGAAGCUCGCGCACCUCUCAAACGGUUCGUUCCUGGUACGGGACAGCUCGGACGACAGGUACCUCCUCAGCCUCAGUUUCAGAUCGUACGACAGGACAUUCCACACGCGCAUCGAGCACUGUAAUGGGAUAUUCAGCUUCUACUCGCAAGUCGAGUCUGAGGGCCAUAAAUCCAUCGUAGACUUGAUAGAACACUCGAUGCGCGAAUCGCAGUCUGCCGUCUUCUGCUACUCCCGCUCCCGGACGCCCGGCGCACCGUCAUUCCCCGUAAGACUGACCAAUCCGGUGUCGCGAUUCACACAGGUGCGGACCCUACAAUACCUGUGCCGCUUUGUGAUUCGCCAGUACACCCGCAUUGACCACAUCCAGUUGUUGCCGCUCCCGACCAAGAUUCGGGAGUACCUGCAAGAGUGCCAUUACUGAGACACAACGUGUUGAGAAGAGAGUCAAACUAACAUCCGUCUAAGUAAGAGACUAGUUUGUGGAAAACAACAACCCUGUACAAUAUAACACUCAAAAUUAUAUUGUUCAUAAUACAGCAAUCAUGAGCAUUUUCAAAUCUUACAUCGUCCAAUUGACCCCUGCAAUAUUUGUUUUAGAUGAGCAACUGACCUGUUUUUUCUCUAGCUUGAAUUUUCACUAAGAAUCGGAUAAGACUAAUAGACACAUUUGCUUAAGUUGGUCACCCCAGCCUGACAUUGUGUACUGUAUUUAUAAUGAAGCAGUGAAAUUCUAACAAGUAGUGCUAGGAAUGGGAGUGUAAACAGUG
Messenger RNA from Branchiostoma belcheri (Belcher's lancelet), 1998 nucleotides. RefSeq lists its product as uncharacterized. Gene Ontology annotation, cellular component: phosphatidylinositol 3-kinase complex. The record is from RefSeq and is a predicted model, not a curated record. Gene Ontology annotation, molecular function: 1-phosphatidylinositol-3-kinase regulator activity. The transcript has a single exon. Bases 186 to 1652 code for a protein of 488 amino acids. Gene Ontology annotation, biological process: phosphatidylinositol phosphate biosynthetic process; intracellular signal transduction. Lineage: Eukaryota; Metazoa; Chordata; Leptocardii; Amphioxiformes; Branchiostomatidae.